This is a messenger RNA of Plasmodium reichenowi, 738 nucleotides long. Its product is annotated as protein archease, putative. NCBI's taxonomy places the organism in Eukaryota, Apicomplexa, Aconoidasida, Haemosporida, Plasmodiidae. Gene Ontology annotation, biological process: tRNA splicing, via endonucleolytic cleavage and ligation. The transcript has a single exon. The record is from RefSeq and is a predicted model, not a curated record. Gene Ontology annotation, cellular component: tRNA-splicing ligase complex. The coding region runs from base 1 to 738 and encodes 245 amino acids.
AUGAGUAAUCCUUUUUCAAAAAAAGAAAUAAUAUCCCUGCCACAAAGAAAUCGAAGAAAGGUUAAUAAAAGUUAUAUAAGCGAAGAUGAAAAUGAAGAGGAGGAGAAUAAACAUAUUUUUAAUGGGGAUAAUAAUACAAGUGACCAUAUGGAUGACCAUAUAAAUGAUUAUGUGGAUGACCAUAUAAAUGAUUAUGUGGAUGACCAUAUAAAUGAUUAUGUGGAUGGACAUAUAAAUGAUUAUGUGGAUGAUCAUAUAAAUGAUUAUGUAGAUGAUCAUAUAAGUAAAGAUAUAUAUAACAAAUUUUCAAAUAAAACUUAUGAAUAUAAAUAUCUUGAUCAUACAGCAGAUAUAAUAUUACAUAGUUCUGGAAAAAAUUUAAGAGAAUGUUUCGAAUCCAUCUGUAUAUGUAUGUUUGAUUAUAUGUGUAAUUUAAAUAGCGUUGAAUUGAAAAAGAGAAGAAAAAUUACAGCAUCAGGGGCAAAUAUAGAAGAUUUACUUUUUAAUUUUUUAACGGAAUUUCAUUUUUUAUAUGGAAGCGAAUAUUUUAUUUGUAAGCAUAUAGAAAUAGUUUAUUUUAAUAUGAACCUAUUUUUAAUUGAAGCUUAUGGUUAUGGUGAUAUUUUUAAUAUAUCCAUACAUGAAAGUGGUACGGAAAUAAAAGCUGUAACUAAGCACGAGUUAAAAAUUAUUUCAAAUAAGGAUGCUUGUGAAAUAUUUGUUUUAGUAGAUAUAUAA